This is a messenger RNA of Vicugna pacos (alpaca), 5287 nucleotides long. NCBI's taxonomy places the organism in Eukaryota, Metazoa, Chordata, Mammalia, Artiodactyla, Camelidae. The record is from RefSeq and is a predicted model, not a curated record.
AUUUGCCUGAAAGAUGCAUCAUUCCUGAAGCCCUUCGCGUGGAGCCUGCUCGUCGUGGACGAAGCUCACAGGCUGAAGAACCACAGCUCCCUGCUGCAUAGGACGCUCUCGGAGGUGAGCUCUCAGGGCAGCCUUCGUUCUCACGUAACCCCCCUUCAGAGACAUUAGCUUAGGUCUAUACAGAGCCAAUUAUGUUGGAACUUUUUUUUCCCAGUCAGAUUUCUGCAGUUAAAUGAACAUUUGGUGGUGACAGAAGGAGUGCUUAUUAUGGCCUGACUGCUUCCUCUUGUCGUUUACAGGGGUGAUAUUUACUAAAAUCUGGUUACCAAGUGACUAAGGUUCUACCCCAGUAAAACACAUUGUAUUUUUGGAAAUGUUUCAGCUCUCUUCUGGUCGUCUUUAAAGAGGCAGUUUCUUUAAAGAUAGCCUUGCUGUAGUUCUUCUGCCUGCAAUAAGGACCACACCUGACACGUUGUACCCCUUCUCCGUUUACCUGUUUAAAAUCUUGGACAGUUCACCACGAGGAGCCUGAUCUCUUGCUGUAGAAUGUUACCUCCAGUCUCUCCUGUCUCUGCCAUUCUUCUGAGUAUCACUCCCUUGAUCUUACUCCACUCCCUUGCUCUCUGGCAUCAGUCUGGCACAGCAGGUGAGCCGUGUCGUUGGAGCCCUAGAUUUGCCCUCUUUUCUGAGGGGCUAGUGGAAUAGCUUGUGCGGAUGGAGGGCCCUCUCCGUAUUGACCUAGUAAAGGCUUGUUCAUUCGUGAGACUAUGUGUGUGAAUGUCUGUGCCCAUCAUUGAAGUUUGGUUCCUGUCCUGUAAUAAAUCAGCUAAUAAAUUUAGAGGGAAUUCAGAGGAGAGUCUUAGGUCUGAAUUGUGUAUUUACUUGUUAAAAGCCCAGUUUUUAGUGCUUUUAUGCAGAUAUGGCCACUGUCUGUUAUUGGCCCAGUCUUAAGGAUUGCUGUCCCCUAGUGGGCCCCCUCUACUCUGUGGUGUCCUUUGCCUUCUUUUUAGGGACUCCGCAUAGCAUCUCUUUCCCAAGAGGUUGUCACAUCCUGGCACCUAACCUUAUAAGAGCCUGCUUCAUAAACUGCCGUGCCAGCUUCCUGCAACGGGGAAGAGGAGCAGGUGCAGCAGAAGGCCCCGGGCUUGGAGUGGGGAGGCGAGCUCUGCCCCUGGCUCCAGGGCCUUUUCUUCUUACUCAUAAGGAAACUUAGGCCCGGAGGGACUCGGUGAGAGAACUGUUCUGCGUCAUCCGAGGGUUCCUUUUUAGGUGAGGCUGGAAUUGCAGGCAGCUGGCUGGUCGGAAAGAAACAGUCACAUUUACUGAUUGGGCUGAGGGAGGGGAGAAAGGUGCUGCCUUUUUUCCUCGCUUCCUAAAACUGUUUUCAACUUGUUUGUUGAAGUUGGAAGCAGCCUAAAUGUGAACACCGAGAAGUGGUCACGCAAUUUACGCUCUGUCCAUACAGUGCGUUUACAGAGUACGGCUGCCGCGAAGAAUUGUGUAGAAGGGUGUUUAGUAACAUGGAAAAUAUUUGUAAAAUAUUUUAUGCAAAAUGUUUACAAAAUAUUACACACACAAACAGAGAUUAUCUCUGGACUUUCUUCCGUGUUAAGUUUUAGUGCAAAAUGGACACGGCUUUGAGUAAGAAUGUGAGUAACUCAGGUGGCAGGGCAAGCUGAUUGCAGUACCUGACAACCUUGAUUGUCUUUGUUGACCUCAUUUUCUUUGGGUCACUUUAGCCCUUUGCUUGGUGAGCACGUACUGUAAAAAUGUGAUUUGGUUACUAGAAACAUUUAUUUGUGACCAGUUCCCGUGCUUGAAAUGCUUGAAAACUUUGCCCUACAAGCACAGCAGGCAUGAGUGGGUGGGCAUUGAUUAGACAGUCUAAAAAGAAACAAAACAGAAAAGGGAAAAUGCCAAAAAAAAAAAAAAAGACUUUCAAAUCAGUUUUAACUGAUUACAUCAUUUCACCGAUUACCUUUUCUUCCUUCGAAAGUAUCUUCGUAUGACCCCCAUCCCAAAUCAAAACGUAGACACACAAGGAGAGUAAAAGGCACCAGUGACCCUGUUGCGCUGCGUGUUAACAUUUGGUGUACGCGCUGCCACGUCCUUUGCAGCCAUGAGUGCGCCCACACAGAAGCACGCAUCUGUAUGUUUUUUUCAAAUCAAGACGUAUUACUUUAAAGUGCAGUGAUUAUGUACGUGUGUAUAUGUAUUUACAUACACACAAUGUAUUUCGAUGUUUGAUAUAUAUUCAUAGGCUGUGGCUUUCUCUCUGUGUUGUAUUUGUGUGUGUGUGUGUGUGUGCGCGCGCGUGCUGUGCUAUUUAACUCAAGUAGUGCAAGCUCUUGUUGAUGUCAGUUCAGAGGCUGUCCUUUGACUAAUAUCUGUUACUGUUUUUCCUAACCUUUUACUUCUUUAGUCUCUUACUCUUCGUGUUCUCAUCUUUUGCGCAAAGUUUAGAGCUGCUUUCCACUUUGGGUUGUUUAUGGUCCAGAAAAGUCCAGAAGUCUUCACGUCUUGCACUGGCUGCACCUGUGAGGGUUCACAGACGGGCGCUCUUGUGGGAGAGCGCUGCCUCCGCCUUGCGUGCCGCGCGCCCCGCGUAGUGAUAGCGCGGCGCGCAUGCCCACGUGGGCUGCAGCCCGGCAGCCGCCCGCAGUGUUCACGCGGUGCUUUAGAGCCGCAAGUGAGUUUACCUGCGUCUUUGUAGCGGCGCCGUCUUCAGAGAAUCCUCAGCCCCUCUCAGGGCUGGAGCCGGGGCGGAGCCCUUGCCUGCGCCUGCGCCCGCGCCCCUGGGUGUCGCCGCUCUGGUCCUCUCGUUAAACCGCACGUCUCUGGGCACGAGUAACGGUUGUGCUGGGGACUCAGCCUUGCCCCCCGGGGCUACGGGUUUUCACCUCGGGUGUUCGUGCGUUUGAGUUCUCAGCCGUCUUCAGCCUGCUGCUGACCGGAACUCCCAUCCAGAACAGCCUCCGGGAGCUCUACUCUCUCCUCGGUUUUGCGGAGCCGGAGCUCUUUCCCAGGGAGCAGGUGGAAGAUUUCGUUCAGCGGUACCAGGACAUAGAGAAGGAGUCGGAGUCAGCCGUUUCUGCUGAGGCGAGUGAAAGCGGAGGUGGCUGCAGAGCUUCCCAGGAAGAUGGAAGUGGUGCUGUACCACGGCAUGUCGGCACUGCAGAAGAGGUGCUACAGGGCCAUUCUGAUGAAGGACCUAGAUGCAUUUGAAAAUGAGACGGCAAAGAAAGUUAAACUACAGAACGUCUUAUCCCAGCUUCGAAAGUGCGUGGGUCACCCGUACUUGUUUGAUGGUGUAGAACCAGAGCCUUUUGAGAUUGGAGACCACCUGAUCGAGGCCAGCGGGAAGCUUCACCUCCUGGAUAGGCUGCUGGCGCUCCUGUACCCCAGGGGCCAUCGAGUUUUACUUUUCUCCCAGAUGACCCAGAUGUUGGAUAUUCUCCAGGACUACAUGGAUUAUAGAGGCUACAGCUACGAGCGUGUGGACGGUUCUGUGAGAGGAGAAGAGAGACACCUGGCCAUUAAGAACUUUGGACAGCAGCCCAUUUUUAUUUUCCUCCUGAGUACCAGGGCAGGUGGCGUCGGCAUGAACUUGACGGCAGCAGACACUGUUAUUUUUUUCGACAGUGAUUUCAAUCCUCAGAAUGACCUGCAAGCAGCCGCCAGGGCUCACCGAAUCGGCCAGAGCAAGCCUGUGAAGGUUAUUCGGCUGGUUGGCCGAGACACUGUGGAAGAAAUAGUCUGCAGGAAGGCCGCCUCCAAGCUGCAGCUCGCCAGCGCGGUCAUGGAAGGGGGCCGCUUCACCCUGGGAGCCCCGAGACCCUCUGCGGACGCUGACCUCCGGCUGAGUGAGAUCCUCAAAUUCGGUUUGGAUAAACUGCUGUCUUCGGAGGGGAGCACCAUGGGUGAAAUAGACCUGGAGCCUAUCCUGGGAGAAACAAAAGACGGCCAGUGGCUCUCGGAUGCCUUGCCGACAGAGGAGGAAGGAAGCAGAGACCAGGAGGAAGAAAAAAACCACAUGUACUUAUUUGAAGGGAAAGACUACUCUAAGGAGCCUAGUAAAGAAGACAGAAAAUCGUUUGAACAACUGGUGAAUCUUCAGAAAACCCUUCUGGAGAAAACCAGGCAAGAGGGCCGGCUACUCCGAAAUAAAGGCCGUGCCCUCCUCCCAGGCCUCGGCGAGGGGUCUACCGCGCGGAAGCGGGUUCUGAGCCCUGAAGAGCUGGAGGACAGAAGGAAGAAAAGACAAGCAGCAGCAGCCAAGAGAAAGAGACUAACGGAGGAGAAGAGGAGGGAAAAGGAGGAAGCAGAACGUAAGAAAAGGAUGGCCUGGUGGCAGUCCAACAAUUACCAGUCCUUCUGCCUGCCUCCUGGGGACAGCGAACCAGAGGACCUCGAGGAAGGGGAAGAUGAGAGCUCUGCCCGGCUGGAUUAUGAAGACCCAGACUCGACCUCCAUCAAGUAUGUUAGCGGUGACGUCACCCACCCGCAGGCCGGGGCGGAGGACGUGGUCAUCGUGCACUGCGUAGAUGACUCUGGCCGCUGGGGCAGAGGGGGUUUGUUCACAGCUCUGGAAACAAGGUCUGCCGAGCCAAGAAGAAUAUACGAGCUGGCCGGGAGGAUGAAAGACUUGAGUUUGGGAAGUGUCCUUUUAUUUCCUAUUGAUGAUAAAGAGUCAAGAAGCAAAGGGCAAGAUCUGUUGGCCUUGAUUGUGGCCCAGCACCGCGACCGCUCCAAUGUGCUGUCUGGCAUUAAGAUGGCAGCCCUGGAAGAGGGCCUGAAGAAGAUAUUCUUCGCAGCAAAGAAAAAGAAAGCAAGUGUCCAUCUUCCACGCAUCGGACACGCCACGAGAGACUUUAACUGGUACGGUACUGAGCGACUUAUUCGGAAACACUUGGCCGCAAGAGGCAUCCCAACUUACAUAUACUACUUUCCUAGAAGCAGGGCUGCCAGCCUUCACUCACAGCCCUCAUCUUCAUCCUCACGACAGCUGGUGCCUUAACCGCUGGCUCAGCGUCAGGGCCAGCCCUCAGCAGCCAGCUGAGUUGUCUGCUCAGAGCUCCUGUAACAGAGCAUUUCACAUCGGGAUCAGGGCCCAGUGGCCUCUGAGAUACUGUUUUCUGGAAGUUCUAAUGUUGCUCUCCUUCGGUGUUGCUGCUUCGGUGCCUGUGGUACAGGGACACACAGGUUGUGUGAGAAGGCCCUUGGGCAGCGUGCCUGGGCCCGUUUGCAUAGCUAUCUGCAUAAUAAUAAAGUUCCUAUCUCUAGUGGU